This is a messenger RNA of Nematostella vectensis (starlet sea anemone), 1948 nucleotides long. Its product is annotated as 17-beta-hydroxysteroid dehydrogenase 14. Gene Ontology annotation, molecular function: estradiol 17-beta-dehydrogenase [NAD(P)+] activity. Gene Ontology annotation, cellular component: cytosol. NCBI's taxonomy places the organism in Eukaryota, Metazoa, Cnidaria, Anthozoa, Actiniaria, Edwardsiidae. The coding region runs from base 253 to 1047 and encodes 264 amino acids. Gene Ontology annotation, biological process: steroid catabolic process. The transcript is spliced from 9 exons. The record is from RefSeq and is a predicted model, not a curated record.
CUAACAGUUUUCGGCCACAAAUAUACCUGUCCUAAACUUUAUUAUUAUUUAUAAGUGAUCGAUUUUUCUACACGUUUUUAUUUGUUUCUUUUAUCUUUUAUAAGAUUUUUUAAUUGAGAAGAAAAUAUUAGUUCACAUGGCAAGAAUACCACAAUAAUGCGUGACGCGUGACCAAUAUUCGAAAUUUUAAUCAUUUAUCCGGCCCGUGGAGCUAUUGAUUUCCUCUCUGACUCAUGUGAAGAAAUAAAGAAUAUGGCUGCGACGAGAUAUCAAGACAAAGUAACAAUUGUUACGGGUGGUAGCAAGGGCAUUGGUGAAGGCAUAGUUCGGGAGUUCGUUAAAGCUGGCUCCAAAGUUGUGUUCUGUGCGAGAGGAGUGGAAAGUGGUUUGCUGCUCGAGAACGAGUUGAAUGCAAGUGGACCAGGGCAGGCUAUGUUUAUUCCAUGUGAUGUCUCCAAAGAGGGAGAUCUAAAGAAUGUGGUCGAUAGGACGGUCGAGAAGUACGGGCGGUUAGACUGCUUGAUAAACAACGCAGGCCGACACCCUUGUCAUAAGAGCGUAGAUGAUACUUCCGUAAAUGAGCUCCGAGAUCUACUGGAAGUCAAUUUAGUGAGCUACUUUCUAAUGUGCAAGUUUGCUUUGCCGCAUUUGCGCAAGACUCAAGGGAACAUUAUCAAUCUGUCCAGCCUAGUGGCCCAAAUUGGUCAGCCGGGUGCGACCCCUUACGUUGCUACCAAGGGAGCUAUAACAUCGUUUACGAGGGCACUUGCUAUAGAUGAGGCGGAACACAAUGUCAGGGUUAAUAGUGUAUCUCCUGGCAAUGUCUGGACCCCCAUGUGGGAGGACCUCGCAAAAUCCUCAGGCGAUGCAGCGAAAGCAAUAAAAGACGGCAACGAGGCGCAGCUACUCGGCCGUAUGGGGACGCUGGAGGAGUCGGGCCAAGCUUGUCUGUACCUCGCUGCAGAUGCGACUUUUACUACUGGCACUGACAUGCUUCUAUCAGGUGGAGCCGAACUGAAUUAUGGGAAAAAGACGAGAAGGUCGUAAACGAACUUUCAAGUACGCGAAAAAAAAAAAAAAAAAGCAGGAGGAGGAAAUGUUGAGAAGACCCUUAGACGUAUUUCCUUCCUUAUUUUACGCACUACAAUGUCCGGCACUUUACGGAGCCUUUAGAAGGGCCAUGUGAUUGUGCUCAUUUUUUCGCACUACACUAAAAUUUAAGAACAUAUUCAGCCUUAAAAUGCUCCAACAAUAAGAUCGGCUCAGCCUCAACUGAAAAUUAGACGUUUUUAUAAAAAAAGAGUGUGUAAUUUAGAAAAUGUGCAAAUAGCAGCUCUACGUUAAAGAUACUGCGUCCGUAUAUAAAGAUGUUUUUCAGUAGAGUUCAGUGUGAAAAAAAAUAACAGAAAACGAAAUCCAUACAUGCUCUCUAAUUUAACCAGAAGGCAAUGUCACUUUUCUUAAUUGAUGACUUUUCCGUCAGAAAAGACUUCCGCUAGAACAUGUAAAAUUAAUUGAAUUUUUUAUUUCUGGAUAACGCGUUUGUUAUCGAUGAUUUUAAUUAAAAAGUAUUUUUUUUUUGGCGAAGGUCUUUAAAGAAUCAUGUAGAACAUUGUCCUGGCUAUAUUAACCCGCUAAUGUUUCUGUGGGGGUCUAUUAGUGGGUGGAAUGAUAUAUUAUUUGGUAUGAUAAAAAGAAAGAGGAUUCCAUUUCACACAAUAGUCAAGUCAAUUUUACAUCCUUCUAUCUGAGUAGAAACGCAGGUUACUGCAAAAUAAAAUUAAUCCGCGAACUUUAAUGUGACGCGCAGCGAAGCAAAGUUGAGGAGACGAAUAUUAAUGGUCAUAUCCUUUAUUUUUUUUUUCUCUUUGACAGGGGAACAAAAUAAUGUCUUCUUUUAUAGCCAGCAUUGUUGCAUGUCAACCAAAAUAAAUAAUCGUUUUCGAAA